Chenopodium quinoa (quinoa) is the source of this 1416-nucleotide messenger RNA. RefSeq names its product putative UDP-rhamnose:rhamnosyltransferase 1. Gene Ontology annotation, molecular function: UDP-glycosyltransferase activity. The transcript has a single exon. Bases 1 to 1416 code for a protein of 471 amino acids. NCBI's taxonomy places the organism in Eukaryota, Viridiplantae, Streptophyta, Magnoliopsida, Caryophyllales, Amaranthaceae. The record is from RefSeq and is a predicted model, not a curated record.
AUGACAGACUCUAGUGAUCUUCACGUAGUUAUGCUUCCAUGGUCAGCGUUCGGCCAUAUGAUCCCUUUCUACCAGCUCGCCGUAGCCUUGGCCAACAAAGGUGUACGAGUGUCGUACAUAUCAACCCCAAGGAACAUUGAGAGGCUUCCUAGUAUCCCUUCCAAAUUAAGUUCCCUUAUAGAGUAUGUAAGCAUCCCGUUACCAACAGUUUCAGAUAGUGUCCUGCUCGAAGGAGCCGAGGCUACUGUUGACAUACAGUUUGAUGAGAUCCCAUACCUAAAGGUGGCUUAUGAUCUCCUGUAUGAGCCCGUCAAGAAGUUUGUUUCAAGCAAUUCACCUAAUUGGCUAAUCUCUGAUAUCAUAGGUUAUCGGAUGUCUGAGGUUGCUCAGGAAUGUCAUGUUAAGUUCAUGUUCUUCUCUGUCUACACAGCCACCACAUUGUGUUUUGUGGGUCCACCAGAGUACCUUUCAGGGGAAGGUCGGGAAAAAAUGAGACCAACACCAGACAGUUUGAUAACCCCACCUCCCUGGGGUGGAAUCUUCCCACAAUCAGUUGCUUUCCGUGGUUACGAGGCAGCAGGAUUCCACGCAGGAGCUUACAGCAUGAAUGAAUCCGGGAUAUCAGAUGGUGAGAGGCUGGCUAAGAUAAUCCAGGGAUGUGAUGCAGUAGGCGUUCGCAGUUGCAGGGAAUUUGAAGGAGAGUACAUGGAUCUCUUUCAAAAGCUCAUUAACAAGCCUGUGGUGCCAGUAGGCCUGCUCCCACCACCCAAAGUAGAAGAAAAAAUCACAGAAGAAACAUGGAUUGAAAACUUCAAAUGGCUUGAUCAACAGAGCCCUCAAUCAGUAAUCUAUGUAGGAUUUGGCAGUGAGUAUAAACUCACAAAAGAUGAAGUUUAUGGGAUAGCCAAUGGGCUAGAGCUUGCACAGUUGCCAUUCAUUUGGGCUCUCAGAAAACCCACUUGGGCAGUUGAUGAUUCUGAGGCAUUACCAGAAGGCUUUCUGAAGCGAACAUCAGGGAAAGGGAUUGUGUGUCUUGGGUGGGCACCGCAGCUCAAAAUUUUGGCUCACCGGUCAAUUGGGGGCUCAUUGUUUCACUCUGGGUGGGGUUCAAUCAUAGAGACACUAGAACAUGGGCACAAUCUUAUACUGUUGCCAUUUAUUAUUGAUCAAGGGCUAAAUGCAAGGGUGAUGGUAGAUAAGGGUUUGGGGAUUGAAGUAGAAAGAAGGGAAGAUGGAUCAUACUCUGGAGACGACAUAGCUUAUGCACUGAAACAAGCCAUGCUUGGAGAUGAAGCGCAGAAGAUUAAAGCUCAAACUAGGCAAGCUGCAGCAAUCUUUGGUGAUCAAAAGCUGCACGAGGAACAAUAUAUCAGUGGGCUUGUUGAAUUUCUGAGAAAUGCAGCCAGGCAUCAAUAA